CCUCCUGCAUGCCUUUGUUCCCCGAAUUAUACAGUAAAUUAGCUCAAGUGUCUUAUUUAUCACUGUAUUCGGGCCCUGCUGCCUUAGUGGAACCCCAUCCGGGUGUUUCAUGCCGUUGCUAAGUGUUCUCGGGGUGACCGCCAGGCGGCGCUCGUGAGGCGGGGAGCCAGGAGAGAAGCCUGCUGGAGGUCUGCUGCCCUCCGCAGGCUGCUUCCCGGUAAAUGUGGCUCUCGUCGAAGAUAAAGAAGGAACAUCUAAUGACCGUAUGCCUGUAAACCACAGCCCGGACACAAUCGGCCAGUGUAGCACCACGCAGGCCACUGCCGGAGCUAGCGUGGCGGAGAGGAUCCGUGAAAUCCGCCCGGAGCUCAGCCCGUCGCAGCCUUCAGCCUCCGGAAACGAGCCGCUUUUAACCGGCUUGGGUUUGCAGGCGCUCUCCGACAUGGACUUGAUGGUGACCCCUGACGUCCCCUCAGGUUCGGAGCCACCCAGCUCUCCACAGGUGGUGGAGGAUGGAGGAGAGGAGGACGAGGAGGAGCUGAGUGGGGGAGAGGAAGCAGACAUGCGGUCCAGUUCUGGCCGGGGCUCCCUGCUGACCCGCAGAGGCAUCACGCUGAGGGUGCUGCUCAAGGACGGCCUGGUGGAGCCCGGGGACGGGGUUUUAGCCAUUCACUACCUGGGUAAGAACUUUGUAGGCGACCUGCUGAAUGAUGGCAAAAUCCGCUGGGUGGAGACGGGUCAGAUCUUCAACUCCCCCAGUGCUUGGGCGACGCACUGUAAACGCCUGGUCAACCCAGCCAAGAAGUCCGGAUGUGGCUGGGCCUCCGUACGCUACCGGGGCCAGAAGCUGGUCCAGUACAAAACCACCUGGCUGCACAAGUACCAGCCCAGUGCCGACAUGAGUCUGGUGAGCGAGGAGGAUGAUGACGAGGAUGAAGAGGAAGGGAAGACCGCUGUACAAGCAGAGGAGAAAAACAAGAACGGCAAACCUGGGUUAAACGAUGUGAUGGUUUCACGGAGGACUGACCGGGAGAGAAUCCCUGUCCGAUACUGCACCCUGGGCACCAGAGAUGCUGCCAAGGAUCCACACACGCUGGUGGAGCUGUCGGCCUUCUCAGCCAUCAACAGAUUCCAGCCUUUCAACGUAGCUGUGUCCAGUAACGUUCUGCUGCUAAUGGACUUCCACUGUCACCUGACCACCAGCGAGGUGGUGGGAUACCUGGGAGGACGAUGGGACACCAACACACAAUUGCUGACCGUCUUAAGGGCCUUCCCCUGUCGGACCAGGCUGGCGGACAGAGAAUCUGCCUCCGCUGUGGAGGAGGAGAUUUGUCAGAACCUGUUCUUGCGCGGCCUGUCGUUGGUGGGCUGGUACCACAGCCACCCCCGAGGUCCGGCUCUGCCGUCGCUGCAGGACAUCGACUCCCAGAUGGACCAUCAGCUGAAGCUUCAGGGUUCCAACAAUGGCUUCCAGCCCUGCCUCGGGAUCAUCUGUGGUCCAUAUUACCAUGGCAACCAAGGUGUGGCCUCUACAAUAACCCCAUUCUGGGUCGUACCACCGCCUGAGCAACGGCCCAACGACUACGGCAUCCCAGUGGCUGUGGAGGUCACCUACGUACAGGACAACUUCCUGACCAGCGACGUUCUCAAUGAGAUGAUGCUGCUGGUUGAUUACUACAGGGCAGCUCCUGACCUCGUCCAGUUCAACCAGUACUGGUGUCCUGACACAACCAUGAUGGACAAGAUCAAGGGCUCUCUGAGCUGCCAUGCGCCCAAAGACCAGGCCUACUCCCAGAUCCUGGAGCACGUCUACAGUCAGCUGAGCGGCAUGCAGUGAGCGGAGCCGCUGCACGUUAGCACGCGGCUGCCCUGCGCCUCACGUCGACACAUUUCAACAAGCUUUUUGAGUGUAGCACAAGGCCGAGAGCAGGCGGUGACGUCUUCACAAAUAUGUAGAUGCCUUGUAUCUGUCAUACUUGAGCGACUAUUUAAUUUUUGACACACAAACACACGGCACUGGCUCAGAAAGCAGCAGUUGUGUUACAGUAGAUGCUGCAGGAGCCUGUCAGGCUAACUGGCCUCCCCACCGUCACACAUGGACCUAUGGCCAGACAUCUACAGCCUAAACGGUGUUGAGUUUGCCUUUAUAGACGACACCAACGGAUCCACCAGUGGUUAGACAAGAAACUGAAGACAAACAGGAAAAUAUACCACAGUAAAUGUAUGCGUUUGAGCUGUUGUUAAGGCGAGUUGUGCGGCUGCAGGUAAAUCCCUUGUGCCAAGCGGUUUUUAAACGGACCAGUGUGUGUGCUAUGUUGUGACUGUGCCCCUCUACUGUCUCCCCGUCAGGUCACGAGGCAACCGUCCUGUUGGUCAGGACGGAGACUCGCUUCCUUUUUACCUGUACUGUAUUUAUUACUAACUGUGGACUGUGUGAUGUACAUGUAUGAAGACUUAUGCCUUAAGCCUGCUGAUUACACAAAGCAUUAAAAUCUACACACUGGAACUAAUGAAA
Messenger RNA from Betta splendens (Siamese fighting fish), 2515 nucleotides. RefSeq names its product MPN domain containing (gene mpnd). Gene Ontology annotation, biological process: double-strand break repair. The transcript is spliced from 14 exons. NCBI's taxonomy places the organism in Eukaryota, Metazoa, Chordata, Actinopteri, Anabantiformes, Osphronemidae. Gene Ontology annotation, cellular component: BRISC complex; BRCA1-A complex. The record is from RefSeq and is a predicted model, not a curated record. Gene Ontology annotation, molecular function: polyubiquitin modification-dependent protein binding; metallopeptidase activity. The coding region runs from base 266 to 1837 and encodes 523 amino acids.